Messenger RNA from Physcomitrium patens, 746 nucleotides. RefSeq lists its product as uncharacterized. Gene Ontology annotation, cellular component: respiratory chain complex I. NCBI's taxonomy places the organism in Eukaryota, Viridiplantae, Streptophyta, Bryopsida, Funariales, Funariaceae. The record is from RefSeq and is a predicted model, not a curated record.
AGCUCGAGAGCAGGGUCCGCUGAAGCCCUAGAGCAAUUCCGUCUUCACAAAUUCGCAGCCAGGUGCACUGAUUCGAGUAGUUUGUUUUAGCAAUUAGCUGUGAGAUUAGUAGUCAUGGGGUUUAUGAUGGAGUUUGUGGAGCACUGGAUUCGCCGCUCUAUGGAAAAUCCCGAUGAGCGCGACGCGAAAUUCCGGAAGCACGUCUACAGCACCAAGGAGCAGUGUGUCAAGCUGAAGGAGUCCUGGGCUAAUCCCGUGAAACCCUACGGCAGCUGGAACACGGACAAGAACAACCACAAGUUCUUGCAGGAUCUCACCCUGAGCCGUAUGCCUGGCCGGAGCGAUCCCUACGAAGAUGUUUCUUCCGCUAUUUCUCGAUCUUAAUUCCCCAGCCUUGCUUCAGGAUUAGCAGACGCAUUGGAUGCGGGUCUUAAAGAGUUGAUGACCGGUUUAGUAAGAUCCUUGUUUUUUUUUCUUUUUUCCUGGUUUCUUUACUCAAAUAGCAUCUGGGCAGGAAUACUUAGCUGUUGGCGAAGUCUAUCACCAUGUUACUCUUGCAAACACAGUAGUGUUUACCAAUGCACCAUUUAUCGUCUUCUUUAAGAAAACUCGAAGCAGAGAGUCAUCUCUUAUCGGCAUUGUCACGUGCAGUCACUAACAACCUGAACUUACCCCAUAUUCUGAGCUUGCUCAUCCAGGGUAAAUUGAACAAUAAACAAGUAGCAUUCCAUGGAGUUGCUUUAUGG